Molecule: messenger RNA, 2402 nt
Organism: Microtus oregoni (creeping vole)
Lineage: Eukaryota; Metazoa; Chordata; Mammalia; Rodentia; Cricetidae
Gene: Foxd1
Product: forkhead box D1
Exons: 1
Coding region: 375-1706 (443 amino acids)
Biological process (GO): regulation of transcription by RNA polymerase II; cell differentiation; anatomical structure morphogenesis
Molecular function (GO): DNA-binding transcription factor activity, RNA polymerase II-specific; RNA polymerase II cis-regulatory region sequence-specific DNA binding
Source: RefSeq, a predicted model, not a curated record
AGCCCUGGCCUCGGCGAGCUCUGUUCCUAGAUUUCGCACACGCCCCGCGCCCUCCUGGGCGCCCGACACAGACUGGCCCGCCGGGGUCCCGCCACCCCCUCCUCAGCUGACCCGGCCGGAGGGACCGCAGAGGAGGUCAAGUCAGGCGCUCACUGCCCCGUGCGUUUGGAGUUCGGGAGCGCAGACGCCGCGCGCAGCCCGAAUCGCAAAGUCGAGGCGCAGGGCUCGGCAGCGGUUCCAGCACCUCCUGCAGCCGCGGGUCCCAGCGUGGCGUCCCCGCUCCCCGCCCGCCGCCCCGGGGCCGGCCUGGGGAGCCGAGGGAGCCGGGAGCCCGGCGCCCCUAUGCGCCGCCGCGUCGCCGCGCCGCCCCAGCUAUGACCCUGAGCACGGAGAUGUCCGAUGCCUGCGGCCUCGCCGAGGAGACAGACAUCGACGUGGUGGGGGAGGGCGAAGACGACGACGAGGAGGAGGACGAUGACGACGAGGGCGGCGGCGGGCCCCGGUUGCCCGGCUCGGCCCAGCGGCGGCGGCGCUCUUAUGCCGGGGAGGACGAGCUCGAGGACCUGGAGGAGGAGGACGACGACGAUGACCUGCUGCUGGCCUCGCGGCCCGCCGCGUCUCCCGCGCCUCCGGGCCCUGUGCCCGCGUCGGGGACCGGCACGGGAAGCUGCAGCGGUGCGGGAGCGGGAGGCAGCUCCGGAACCGGCGCGGGCGCGGGCGGCGGUGCCAAGAACCCACUGGUGAAGCCCCCCUACUCGUACAUCGCGCUCAUCACCAUGGCCAUCCUGCAGAGUCCGAAGAAGCGCCUGACGCUUAGCGAGAUCUGCGAGUUCAUCAGCGGCCGGUUUCCGUACUACCGGGAGAAGUUCCCCGCCUGGCAAAACAGCAUCCGCCACAACCUGUCGCUCAACGAUUGCUUCGUCAAGAUCCCGCGCGAACCGGGCAACCCGGGCAAGGGCAACUACUGGACGCUCGACCCGGAGUCCGCAGACAUGUUCGACAACGGCAGCUUCCUGCGGCGCCGCAAGCGCUUCAAGCGCCAGCCGCUGCUGCCCCCGCACGCGGCGGCCGAGGCGCUGCUGCUGCGCGGCGCGGGGCCGGCGGGUGGCGCGGGGGAUCCGGGCGCCGCGCUCUUCCCUCCGCCGCCGCCUCCCGCCUGCGGCUACGGAGCCUACGGCUGCGCCUACGGCCUGCAGCUGCCGCCCUGCGCGCCGCCCUCCGCGCUCUUCGCCGCCGCUGCCGCCGCAGCCGCCGCCUUCCACCCGCACUCGCCGCCGCCGCCGCCGCCCGGUGCGGCCGCCGAGCUGGCGAGGACCGCCUUCGGCUACCGGCCGCACGCGCUGGGCGCCGCCCUGCCCGGCCCGUUGCAGGCGGCCACAGUGAAGGCGGGAGGCCCCGGUGGCGCCGGGGCGCUGGCACGCUCGCCUUUCUCCAUCGAGAGCCUCAUUGGUCGCAGCCGGGGUCCAGCGGUCGCCAGUGUGCAAGCCUCUCCCGGGGCCGCUACCGGGACCGCACCGGGACCAGGGGGCGGAGGCUGCUCGGUGCAGGCGGCUGCCGGCCCGGCUGCCGCGCUCACCCGCUCGCUCGUGGUCGCCGCUGCGGCCGCCGCCUCGUCGGUGUCGUCUUCGGCCGCGCUGGGGACUCUGCACCAGGGGACUGCGCUGUCCAGUGUGGAGAACUUUACUGCUAGGAUUUCCAAUUGUUAGAAACGCCGUUAGCGCGCGUGAGAAAGUGAAGGUAGGACUCCCGGCCCCUUUCUGCGGAUGGGUGGUUGGUUUUGUUCGCUCCUCCCAGCCCUCGGCGACCUCGCGCCCCCAUUUUUGCCGCUUUGGAUUCUUGGACCGGACUGUGUUGGGCGACAGCUGGGGCGCCGCGCAGUUCGGCUCAGCGGGUCCCUCUAAUAUUUAUGCAAAAUCGCCCUAUGCUGCAACCCUGACUUGGGGAGGGAAGGAAGAGGGUGUUAGAGGAAGUCGCCCUGUUUUAGCACUAGGGGCUUCUUUGACUUUUGACAAAUUGAGAAAACCAACCCAAACCAUCAAAACUAAGCCCUUUUGAGGUAUAAAGAUUCUCAGGUCCAGGGGUUAAAAAAAAAAAGUCAAUAAUGUUUAUACGAAGCUCAUACAAACCCAGUCUCCAAGAAAUGCCUUUAUUUGCUCACACUUAUUUGGUGUACUUUUUCAUGGAAAGGAAAAAAAUGAAUAACAUGUUUACACAAGAAACAAGUCAAAUUUUAUCAUUUCUUAUUUUAACCUGUGUUUUGUAUCAUAAUGGACAUGGGGAAUUUUUAUUUUGUACUUAUGCGUAUUCUUUACAAGGAGUAUUGUAAAUUUUACUGGCAAUUAUUAUUGUACUAUUCUAAUGUAAGAUUUUUACACUUUUUUUCAGAAAUAAAAUGCUUAAUU